AUGAAAUCUGUCUAUUUUCUUUUCCUCUCUGUCGCUUUGAUUCUCGCCAAUCUUACGCCAUUCGAUGCCUCUCCUCUCGAAAAAAGAUGGAAUAAGCCAUGUUGCCCUGUUUCUAGAUGUGUAUUUACGCAAGGCGACAUUCCCGCGGUUGCGCCUCCUGGAUUUGCUGGCAACACGUUUAAUGGGUAUCUCCAAUUUGUGCAAUCGCCCAGACCCACCCUGCAAAUCGACGGCAUUAUAAAUAUCUUUGGUACAGUAAACGGGCCAAUUGAAGGUGUCUAUGAUGUUCACGUGGCCGAUUGCAGCACAGCCAACACCACUACGCCUGGAGAUCCCGCCAUUCUCGACUUGGACUUUGCAAGUUUCAACCAGCCAAUCUUUUCAGCGUCAACCGUAUCGAUCGCCGACAUCCAAAACCAGUGUUGCUUUGUCGUGGACGAAUUUUCAACUAACGAGAGAAUUCUUGGAAUUGCGCCAGUAAUUCCUGUCGUAGACUGCGCAAAUAUUACUAGCAGUCCUGUUCCUACUGUUACCGCUGGUCCCAGCAACCCAUCAUCUUCACCUUAA
Molecule: messenger RNA, 567 nt
Organism: Paraglomus occultum
Lineage: Eukaryota; Fungi; Glomeromycota; Glomeromycetes; Paraglomerales; Paraglomeraceae
Source: the annotation of a GenBank genome assembly